CUGAUAUCCCGUUUGCGUCUGUUCUUCCGUAUGCUGUUGCGUGCGCGGUCCAUACCGCGACGUCUUCCUCUUUUUGCCCUGCUGGCUCGCGCCCGUGUGGUUGGUUGCUGGGACUGAAAAAAUGGUGGCGAGUACACGGGUUCAGAAGCUUCUCCGCCGAUACAAACUGGCGAUCGCAGCCGCGCUUACUAUUCUUCUUAUUCAGGGGCUAGUGCUCUGGAGCCUGAGGACCCUUGAAGAAGGGGAGGUGGAGAGGAAGCACAGGAGGUCAAAGCUCCCGGACAACAACAGCCAGAACCCCAAGAAGGAGGCUGCAUCCUGGGAGAGGCAGAAUGGGCAGCCGGGCAGGAGCCGGGGUCGCUGGAAACCCGGGAUGGAGCGUCCGGGGGCCACGACGGCCAGCACCCUGAGGCGGGAGCCACAGGGCCACGGAGAGGCCCCCGGCAGAGACAGGGGCUCCCAGGGGCAGGGCGCGGCCGGCGAGGGGCUGGCGCACGACCCCUCCAGCAGCAGGAACUUCACCGAGCUGAAGGGCGGGGAGGGCGGGGCCCGCUUCCUGCCCGCGGGGCAGGGGGACAUGGGCAGUGUGGAGGGGGCCCCCCAGGUCCCCAGCAGCGACUUCGUCCCAAAGUGCGACAUUACGGGCAAAGACGCCCUGUCCGCCCUUCACCGCGCCACCUCCCGCCAGUGCAGGCAGGAGAUCGGCAACAUCGUGUGCCAGCAUCAGGAGGGGCAGCUGAUGCCCCAGGCCCUGCCGCAGUUCUGCCUGCAGCACGUCUCCAGCCCCGUGCUGCAGGCGGAUGACCUGGACACGGACCUGACCAAGGUGGAGAACCCGGUACGGGUGGCGUUUGUGCUGGUGGUCCACGGACGCGCUCUCCGCCAACUGCAGCGGCUCCUCAAAGCCAUCUACCACCGCGACCACUUCUACUACAUCCAUGUGGACAAGCGCUCCAAUUACCUGCAUCGUGAGGUGGAGCAGAUCUGCAGACUGUACCCCAACGUGCGCACCACGCCCUGGCGCAUGGUCACCAUCUGGGGCGGGGCCAGCCUGCUGAAGACCUACCUCCGCAGCAUGCAGGACCUGCUGUCCAUGCUGGACUGGAAGUGGGACUUCUUCAUCAACCUCAGCGCCACAGACUUCCCCACCAGGACCAAUGAAGAAUUGGUGGCCUUCCUCUCCCAGUACCGAGACAAAAACUUUCUUAAGUCGCACGGAAGAGAAAAUGCAAGGUUCAUUAAGAAGCAGGGUCUGGACCGGCUCUUUCACGAGUGCGACUCCCACAUGUGGAGGCUGGGGGAGCGGACGAUACCCCAGGGCCUGGAUGUGUCGGGAGGGUCCGACUGGUUCGCCCUCACCCGCCGCUUCAUCGAGUACGUCAUCAACUCCCAGGACCAGCUGGUGUCCGGCCUGAAGCAGUUCUACACAUACACCCUGCUCCCCGCCGAGUCUUUCUUCCACACAGUGCUAGGCAACAGCCACAUGUGUGACACGCUGGUGGACAACAACCUGCGAGUCACCAACUGGAACCGCAAGCUGGGCUGCAAGUGCCAGUACAAGCACAUCGUGGACUGGUGCGGCUGCUCGCCCAACGACUUCAAACCGAGCGAUCUCAUCCGAAUCCAGCAGCUGACCCGGCCCACGUUCUUCGCCCGCAAGUUUGAGUCGACGGUGAACCAGGAGGCCAUCAACAUCCUGGAUGCCCACCUAUAUGGGCAGUACGCCCCCGGCACGGCCGCCCUCAAGGCCUACUGGGAGAGCCUGUUUGAGCGGCCCGACGGGGUGGGCUCCCUCAGCGACGUGGCCCUCACCUCGUACUCCGCCUUCUUCCGCCUGGCGCUGCGCAGCCUGGGGGCCGCUCAGGGGGCCGCGCAGGGGGCCGCGCAGGGGGCCGCGCAGGGGGCCGCUCAGGGGGCCAAAGAGGCCUGCAGGUACGAGCCCAUUGGCUACCCACUGUCAGUGCAUCUGUAUUUCUACGACGACCGUUUCCAGGGCUACCUGGUGAAGCAGGAAGUGCAGCUUUUGGGGUCACAGACGAGGCUGACCCUGGAGGUCUGGGCGGUCCCCCAGACCACCCUGCAGCUGGAGAGCAACCUGCAUGAGUUUGAGCGGCUGAAGAACCUGGAGGUGGGGAUAGAGUGGGACCCGAAGGAGCGUAUCUUCCGGAACUUCGGGGGGGUUAUGGGCCCCCUGGACGAGCCGGUGGCGGUGCAGAAGUGGGCCAGGGGCCCCAACCUGACGGCCACCAUCGUGUGGAUCGACCCCGCCCAGGUGGUGGCGGCCUCCUAUGACAUCAGCGUGGACGUGGAGGUGGAGUUCACGCAGUACAAGCCUCCCCUGCAGCGCCCCCUACGGCCCGGGGCCUGGACCGUCAGAGUGCUGCGUCUGUGGGAGACGGUGGCUGAGGCCCGCUUCCUCAUCACCCCGCUGGCCUUCAAGGCCCGACAGCCGCUCCGCAAGGAUGAGGACAGCUGGCUGCACGCUGGUCCUCCCGGCAACCUGUACAUGGACCAAGGCUUCCAGCAGCUGAGCCCGGUGCUGAAGCUCACCAGGGGGGAGCAGGCCCUGGAGGAAGCCCAGGAGAAGGCCCAGCUGGUGGGCAGAGCCCUGGAGGACUGGAUUGACGCGAGCGUGGGGGUUUUCUGGGUGAUGGGAGACAUUUGCAGCACCGAGGCCUCGCCUUGCCCUUCCCUGGUCACGUGCAACACAACCAGCUGGAGCUCCCUUUCCCCCGACCCCAAGUCUGAACUGGGGGCUGUCAGGAGCAACGGCCGCAUCAGGUAGCCCUCCGGAGACGGCGCCCCCCCUUCCUCGGAGCGGAGCCGCUGAAAGAGCAGCUCGCGCAGGGUCGAGUGCACGGAGCCGGGCCCCGGAGACGGGGCUGACCGCCGGCGGGCCCCGGGACCGGCCGGAGCCUCCACGGCUGUGCGCGAGGACGCUGAAGAGAAGCUCUCGGUUUUGCACAGAAGCAUUUAGACUUUAGUUUUCAUUGUUCGGACCUGUUGUCCUGUCGUGUUUUUCUGAAACACAAAGCCUGACGUGCAGGCUUCAUCAGAGGCCUUGUGGAUCGAACUCCGUAAAGACGAGGGCUCCAGUUUUUUUUUGUUUUUUGUUUUUUGUUUUUUGAACAUUGUAAGAAAUGUUUUAGACAAGGAAGUACGAACUGGCCAGAUUUAUACAUGCAUAACGUAUUUGAAAGGUUCCCCCACCCCUCAUUGUUUCCAGCCUUAUAAUAACAUGACAGUGGUAGAAGUGCACUUUACUGUAAGAAUGCUAUGAUGGGCCUUACCUCAGAGGUCAGGGGUAGAGGUUCAGGCAGACGAACCUGAAAUGGUGGUGACUCACAAGCCGAUGACCCUGACGAAACUGCAGCAUUGUUUGCACUGAUACUUCAGGCACAAUUGAACUGCGUGACCGCAAAAAGAUCAAUGUAUACAUACAGUACUGUGCAGAAGUCUUAGGCACCCUAGACUUUAUUAUAUUUUUAUGUUUAUGUUUUUGUGUGUGUUGGUAUAAAAGAACACAUUUGAGAUUUCCAAAAUAUUUAAUUUUACAGGGACAUUUGUGUAUUUAAUUUUUUAAAAGUAACAUAUUGCUGUAAUUGACUACUUUUUACAUAAAAACUUGAUCCAGGCUCUCUGAGAUCAGAAGCAAGGAGCCAAACAAAGUCUGCAGAAGAACGGUGGUGAGUUCAAAAACAUACUUGGAACUGCCUCCCUGCUGAUUGUCUUAUAGAACUGCAAGACAGCGUUGGCUAUCUCAGAGAAGUGAUGCAGUUUUUACGCUGAAGGGUGGUCAUAAAAAAUAUUGAUUUGAUUCAGUUUUUAACUAUUCUGUCAAAUUACUAAAAUGUAAUAUAAAAUGUAUAGUACGUUUAUUUAGGACCUUUCAUUGAAUAAAAAAAAAAAAGAAUCUUAUCUGUACAGAAUGUGAUACAGGUGCCUAAGACUUUUGCACAGUACUGUACAUUUCAGAUAAAUAUAUUUCCAGGUAUGACCUGGUUUUCUCUUUCGAUUUAUUUUCAGUUUUAUUCUGUGUAGGCCCUUUGAGUUUACCGUCCACUUGUGCAGUGCCAGUCGCUGCUUUGGCACAGAGGAAGUGCCUGACCGAAUAGCUGAGGAAUAACUGGCCCCAGAAGUUUGGUCAUUAGUAAAAGAACCACUAUGGAAUGAGUUUUCACUUUCAGAUGAUCAAUUCAUCUAGCCUUGGAUGCCAUCCGAGCAGAAGUACAGUCAGGUUGGUCAAGAUUUGGGUUUAUUAAGACCACCCCAUGUGUCCUAUGUUUACAAGCCUUUACACAUUUUAGUGUUUUGUUUUCAGAAGUCUUUUUUUAUGCAAAAUGUAAGCUAAGACCUCAAUUUAAAAGCUAUCAUAUCAAAAGCUGAAAUAAAUGAAGAUGAUGGGUUUUUUUAAAAUCUGUAACAGUUACUUUACAAUAUGGGAAAUCCCACAAAAUAAUGCAAGUAUGCCUUUUUCUUGUUAUGUGAAAGUCCACCACACUACAGUGUGGUCUGUUGAGUUUAAUCUUUGGUCAGCAAACAUUGCACAUGUGUAACUCUUGUUUUUGAGCCACUUUUCAGCAUGGAUUAAAGUGACCUUUUUAAAAUGA
This is a messenger RNA of Conger conger (European conger), 4610 nucleotides long. RefSeq names its product xylosyltransferase II (gene xylt2). Gene Ontology annotation, molecular function: protein xylosyltransferase activity. The record is from RefSeq and is a predicted model, not a curated record. The coding region runs from base 122 to 2785 and encodes 887 amino acids. The transcript has 11 exons. Gene Ontology annotation, cellular component: membrane. Gene Ontology annotation, biological process: chondroitin sulfate proteoglycan biosynthetic process; heparan sulfate proteoglycan biosynthetic process. Lineage: Eukaryota; Metazoa; Chordata; Actinopteri; Anguilliformes; Congridae.